UUCAAGAUUUUCAAAUUAAAACCCUAGACUAGAUUACUCUUCGCCGCUCAAUCUUCUUAUCUCAUCAUAUCUUCAAUCUUUUCUCCAUUUCCAAUAACCAUAUCCCACCACACAAAAAAAAUUCUUUAAGCCAAAACACAAUGGCCAAAAAGAAACUGACCCCCCAAGAAAAAGAAAACAAUAACUCCAACACAGCAAUGGAAGAAGCUACUGAGAAACUUGAAAACCUCAAGAACCUUAACAACAUGCUUCUUAAAGAGACUAUUGAGAAAAGACAACAAGUUGAUUCACUUGUACAGGCAAAAGGGUGUCUGGAAUCGGAACUAAAAAAGUCUAACUCGGAGAAAAAUGAGUUGCAGAACGAGUUGACUCAGUUAAGUGAACAGGUUAUUCAGUUAGAUAUUGAGAAAAAGUUGGUGUCUUUGUUUGUUGCUGUUCAGGUUGGGUAUCAUGUUGAGGUGUUUGAGAAUGAGAGAAAUGAGUUUCUUGAAAAAAAUGUUUUGGUUGAGGAAAAACUGAGUAGUGUAGAGAGAGAAAUGAGUGAUGUUUUGAGAGAGAAGAGUGAGAUUGAGAAGCGAAUGAGUGGAAAGGAAAGUGAGAUUGAAAGGCUGAAGAAGAAAGUGAAUGAUGUUAGUGACGAGGUGGCGAAUGAGAGGAGUGUUACGGAGGAGGUUCGUAAGGAGAAGGAGGAAAUGAAAGUGAAACUUGACGUUCAAAUAGAGGAGGCGAAUGGAUUGAGAGUGAGAUUAGUCGAAACUGAGAAACGAGAGAAGGAGAUUGAAGUGGAUGUUGGGAAAUUAAGGGUUGAAUAUGACGCGAUUAAAGAGGAAAUAAAGGAAAGAGAGAGCAAGAUCGAAUCGAUGGUGAGAGAGAAGGAAUUGGUUGAGAAUAGCCUGUUGGAUUCGAAUAAGGUGAUUGAAGAAAUGAGGGGAAAGAUUGAUGGGAUUGUUAGGGAAAAAGAAGGGAUUGAAGUGGAGAGAAAUGCGGAAGUGAAGAAGAACGUCGAGUUGGGAAAAACAAUAACUGGUCUUAAUGAUAUGGUGAUGAGUUUGCAAAAGGAGGAGGCGAAAUUGUGUGAAAAUUUGGCUGAGUUAGAGAAGAAGUGUUUGGAAGGGUUAAGGAAGGAAGAAGAGAUGGAGAGGAGGAUUAAUGAACUAGUGAAGGGAAAUAAUGAGAAAGAGAUUAGAGUUGAGGGCUUGAUUGAAGAGAAGGGUUUUGUUGAGAAGGAAUUGGAUAAGGCAUUGAAGCAAUUAGAUGAAGAGAAUAAGAAGAUUGAGCGAACUGUUACUGAGAAGAAUGAGAUAGAAGAGGCUAAAGUUAAUAGGGAGACUGAAAUUGUUGAACUAAAGAAACAAUUAGCUGAAUUCAAAGAUGUUGUCGAAAAAUUAGAGGUGUCUUGUGAUGGUCAAGAAGAGAAGGUGAAGAAUUUGGAAACCGAAGUUGGUAAAUAUAAGGCUGCGUUCGAGCGAGUUACCCUUGAGAAGGAUGAGAUACAAAAGUGUUUUGCCAAUGAGGAACAGAAUGGGGUGAUAAUGAAGAAACAGAUUGAAGAAAUGGAGAGGCACAUUGAAAAAAUUGUUAAGGAGGUUGAGAAAACCAAGGCUGAUUACCUGGAUGUUGUUAGAGAAAAGGAAGAGUUGGAAACUCAAUGCCAAGUGUUGAACAAGGAAAUUGCUUGUGUUCAAACCUCACUUGGCGAUGCACAGAAGAAAAUAAGUGCUAUGCAGUGUAAGUUUGAGUUGGCAAACAGUAAUUCCGAGGAAAUCUUGAAUGCUUUGAGGACUGCUGCAGAUUCAAUCUGCUCGAAUGGUGAAGGAGAUAAUGGGAAAAAACAAAUGAAUGGGGAAAAUGUCAAGCCUUAUGAAGCAGAGUUGGAGGCGAUCAAGAAUGCAAUCAAGAGUAAAGAGAACAAAGUUGAGGAGAUGGAGAGACAGGUUGAGUUUCUGCAGUUUUCAGUAGCACAAACACAGAAGAAGAAGAAUUUCUGGACCAUGUUAUCUUCAGCAACAACACUCUUUGCUGCAAUUUCUCUUGCGUAUGUCGCUCGUGGUCAUUGAAUAAUAAGGGAGUCCUUAGUAUUAUCCAAACUGUUAACUACAAGUCCGAAGAAAUGACUUUAGUUUUUGGUACCAUAGCUUACCUUUAAGAAGGCACAUGAGCAUUUUUCUAAUGCUGCUGGUAUCAUGGCCUAGACUUGACUUUGACUGCUGUUAGCUUGUUUCAACAUCAUAUGUAACAAUCUAUGACAGCUUUUUUGUCCUUACUGUAUGAAAUAAUAUGAAAUCCUUUUUACUUUCUGAAAAAAGGAUUACUGCUUCAUAUUC
Lycium ferocissimum is the source of this 2324-nucleotide messenger RNA. RefSeq lists its product as uncharacterized. The transcript has a single exon. The record is from RefSeq and is a predicted model, not a curated record. Bases 141 to 2057 code for a protein of 638 amino acids. Lineage: Eukaryota; Viridiplantae; Streptophyta; Magnoliopsida; Solanales; Solanaceae.